Dipodomys spectabilis (banner-tailed kangaroo rat) is the source of this 2116-nucleotide messenger RNA. It is a transcript of the gene Masp2, whose product is annotated as MBL associated serine protease 2. Gene Ontology annotation, molecular function: serine-type endopeptidase activity; calcium ion binding. Gene Ontology annotation, biological process: proteolysis; complement activation, lectin pathway. The coding region runs from base 50 to 2116 and encodes 688 amino acids. Gene Ontology annotation, cellular component: extracellular region. The record is from RefSeq and is a predicted model, not a curated record. Lineage: Eukaryota; Metazoa; Chordata; Mammalia; Rodentia; Heteromyidae. The transcript is spliced from 11 exons.
CCGGACACCCAGACAGAGCAAAGGUGAGGCGGCCCGGGACUCAGACGCCAUGAGGCUGCUGGCCCUCGCGGGACUGCUGGGAGCCCUGACCGCCGCAUCCUCGGACCCCAAGGCACCUGAGCCCGUGUUUGGGCGCCUGGCGUCCCCCGGCUUCCCGGGGCCGUACCCCAAUGACCAGGAGCGGCGCUGGACCCUGGUGGCGCCCCCGGGCUACCGCCUGCGCCUCUACUUCACCCACUUCCAGCUGGAGCUCUCCUACCUGUGCGAGUAUGACUUCGUCAAGCUGAGCGCAGGGACUAAGGUACUGGCCACGCUGUGCGGCUGGGAGAGCACCGACACGGAGCGGGCGCCAGGCAACAGCAGCUUCUACUCACCCGGCCCCAGCCUGGAGGUCACCUUCCGCUCCGACUACUCCAACGAGAGGCCCUUCACAGGCUUCGAGGCCUUCUACGCGGCCGAGGACAUCGAUGAGUGCCACGUUCCCCCCGGAGACGCGCCCCGCUGCGACCACCACUGCCACAACCACCUGGGCGGCUUCUACUGCUCCUGCCGCGCGGGCUACCAGCUCCACAAGGACCAGCGCACCUGCUCAGCGCUGUGCUCAGGCCAGGUUUUCACUGCGAGGUCCGGGGAGCUCAGCAGCCCGGAGUACCCAGAGCCGUACCCCAAACUCUCCAGCUGCACCUACAGCAUCCGCCUGGAGGAGGGCUUCCGCCUCAGCCUGGACUUCGUGGGCUCCUUUGAUGUGGAAACGCACCCCGAAGCCCAGUGCCCCUAUGACUUCCUCAAGAUUCACACAGGCCGCCGGGAGCAUGGCCCGUUCUGUGGGACGACACCGCCCCGCAGAAUCGAGACUCAGAGCAACACCGCCACCAUCACCUUUGUCACCGAUGACUCCGGGGACCACACAGGCUGGAGGAUCCGCUACACCAGCACGGCCCAGCCAUGCCCUGAUCCGAGGGCGCCACCUAAUGGCCGCAUUUCACCAGUGCAGUCCCAGUACAUCCUGAAGGACAGCUUCUCCGUCUCCUGUGAGACUGGCUAUGAGCUUCUGCAGGGUUCCUUGCCCCUGAAGUGGUUUGCUGCGGUCUGUCAGAAAGAUGGAUCUUGGGACCAGCCCAUGCCCCAGUGCAGCAUUGUAGACUGCGGUCCCCCUGAUGAUCUACCCAAUGGCCGAGUGAACUACAUCACAGAGCCUAACGUGACCACUUACAAGGCUGUGGUGCAGUAUAGCUGCAGAGAGACCUUCUACACCAUGAAGAGCAACCACAGCAAAUACGUGUGUGAGGCUGAUGGAUUCUGGACGAGCUCCAAAGGAGAGAAAUCCCUCCCAAUCUGUGAGCCCGUCUGCGGCCUGUCGGCGCGCUCGGGCCACGCUCGCGGAGGCCGCAUCUUCGGGGGCCGAGCCGCCGGGCCCGGCGACUUCCCGUGGCAGGUGCUGCUGCAGGGCGAGGGCACGGCGGCGGGCGCGCUGCUGGGCGACCGCUGGGUGCUGACGGCCGCGCACGCCGUGUACGAGCACCGGGACGACGCGUGGGGCCUGGACGUGCGCCUGGGGACGCUGCGGCGGCUGGACCCGCAGGCCGUGCGCGCGCGCGCCCAGGCCGUCUUCAUCCACGGCGACUACGCGCACGGCGCGGGCUUCGACCACGACGUCGCGCUCAUCAGGCUGGAGGAGCGCGUGGCCCUGGGCCGCGCCGUGGCGCCCAUCUGCCUGCCGGGCCGCGCCGCGGGGCCCCCGGCCGGCGCCGUGGGCUCGGUGGCGGGCUGGGGGCUCACGCACCGCGGCUUCCUGGCCCGCAGCCUCAUGUACGUGGACGUGCCGGUGGCCGAGCCGCGGGCCUGCGCCGCGGCCUACGAGCAGCAGCCCCGGCCCGAGGCGCGGGUCACCGACAACAUGCUCUGCGCGGGCCUGGAGGAGGGCGGCAGGGACAGCUGCCGGGGCGACAGCGGCGGCGCGCUGGCCUUCCUGGACGAGGCGACGCGGCGCUGGUUCGUCGGCGGGAUCGUGUCCUGGGGCUCCGUCCAGUGCGGGGAGGCGCGCCAGUACGGGGUGUACACCAAAGUCGCCAACUACGUGUCCUGGAUCGAGAGCACCGUGCGCAACAACGCCUAG